Molecule: messenger RNA, 2569 nt
Organism: Sclerotinia trifoliorum
Lineage: Eukaryota; Fungi; Ascomycota; Leotiomycetes; Helotiales; Sclerotiniaceae
Source: the annotation of a GenBank genome assembly
UAAAUGACAUAUAUGACAUGAGUGUUUCGCUUGGAUCUAGGUAUUGAAAAGCUUGCAAUUGUCGAAAUGCAUUCCCGGACUAUUGGAAAGUUGGAAAUGCUGAUUAUGACGGGUCUGCAGGAAACACGGCCGCAUAGAUUUGAAGCCGCACUAUAUUUUCUGUACAUCAGUAUUUAUACCACCGCUCCCAUCGGUAUUCCAUACAUACAUUCCGUCGAUACUUUUCAAUUUCCUGAAGCAGUGAGAUUGAACUGAAAGAAACUUUGAAUGCGGCGUUUAUGAGAACCGCCCAAAUGUUGGACUUAUUGAUUUUAUGUUCCCUCGACUGCCCAUGGUCGGCGGAAAGACUACUUCAACUGCAAUCGCAUGAGAUAUUCGAAUAUGUUUCUAUACAUUUCGUUAUCAACAAGGUCAAGGGGAAAACUGAGAAGGAAUUAUUCGGUUUCUAGAAAUGUGAAUAAGUGAAUGGGUUGUUACUUAGAGCCGCAUAAGUUCGACCUAGAUAUGAAGCCACAAAGGUACAUUCCUCUCCGCUUCCAUCAAUCUACCAUAGAGAUAGAAACGCGAGGAAUGCGGGGUCUAAAAAUAGAGAACUUUCGUGUCCUUUAUUCUGACUUUUGGGCUUUGGUUAUUUCAGAAAAAGUUGACAUUGCCGACAUCUACAAAAAUUGUCAUUGAACAAGAUAUUACCAGAGUCAUGAGUAGACGUCCUAUUAGAGAUGCUGUUAAUGGGAUCAUUGGAUUUGGCACCGAUGCAUACGCCUCAUACAAAGAUAAGAAAGCCAAUCCGGGAAAGACCAUAGAAGCUAGCGACCAGAAAGAAAAAAUUCCAGAUGCUUCGGCUGCUCCAUCUAAUAGCGAUGAAACUGUCUCCAAUGUCCAUGGAUACGAAAGUUACGAUGAAGAUGACGAAGGCGAUUGGAUUAGAGACGAUACACAAGCCGAAUUGUCUCCAUAUGAUCAGGAAGUGGUGGAUGAACCUGAGAGUGUAAAGCAAAUACUCGGAGACUUCACUAAACAACAUCCUGAUUCAUCUUCGUCUACACAAGGAAAGAUAAAACAAGGGUUGCCUGUCCCAGUAAUUAUUCCAGAACGAAGACCGGGAUCUAAACAUCGAGGAUUCGUGAGGGCCUAUGCUCCUGUAUUGAUGGAUUGUGGCAUUGAUCAGGAUACUUUCAUGGAUUUUCUGGUAGGAUUCGAGGCUUCUAUCAAGGUACGGCUUGUUUGGCGAUUCAUAAUGUGAUAAUAUGAUCGUUUGUUUAUGAUCGCUAACAAAUUAUGAAGGCAUCACCAUAUUUUCAUGUAGUCAAUUUGGCCGUGGCUGCAAGUGUGAUGGCUGAAGGAAUCGCUGUAGCCCCGAGCAUUAUUGUUCAUGCUGCUGCAUUUGCAGUGCAUACCAGUAUUGAGUUUGGUAGAAGGGCAUAUAUGUCUAAAGAGUACGUUCUGUCUGAUCCAUUAAUCGUCAAGCUGGGAGGUAUGAAUCUAAUUCUACCCCCUAGACAAAACAAAUACCUCCAGGGGAUGAAUGAGAAACUCUUCAAGCCAUACGGACUUUAUGCUAUGCUUAUGACUUGGAAACCAGCUCUCUCUUCGAAUCCUCAACCGUUUGUCUCUACUGUUGAUAUGAACACCAAAAUAGUCACAUCUGUUGCUUCACGUGAGGUUCAAGGCCGCAGUGGCCUACACUCUACCAGUGGUAAAACAAUCGGACAGUCGCAGAUGCCGGAAAGUGCGGAACUAGUCUUUCCAUUACUGGAAAAGGCAAGUGAUGAACAAAAAGAGAAUGCUAUGAAGAAAGCAGGAGUGUGGUUUGGAGAAUGGAGGGAUAAGAGAAGCACAGCAAAAUUUGUAUGUUUUUGCGUCAUUUUCAUCUCAAGAUAGUUUUACGUUUUAUUCCAUCGUAUUUGUAUGGGAAGAGUGUCUAACUUGCUUUAACAGGCAUACGAAAGUCCUUCAACAACAUUGGCAACUAACGCAGGCGAACCUCAAAUACCCUCAUCACGCUGGGCUGAUCCAUCUCACCCUGUCAAUCAAGGUGGAAUAAUCGGAGUAUUGUCUGGUGGUCACCUAGGGCGAGCUGCCAGGAAAGAGAGAAGGCGUGAAAGAAAAGGUUUGACGAAGGAUGAAAAUCCCAAACCUCAGAGGAUAGGAAUCUUAAGGACGGCAAAGAGGAGGCUUCACGAGGUAAGUCGAUUUCCCUGGGUGAGAAUUAUCAUAUACUGGUAUACUCAUGUGGUUGUAGGAUGUGUUGUAUCUCAUGAUCGUCAAUAUGCCCUCCGACGAGGAAAUGAAGAUUGCUGCGAACAUGGCAAAGGAUAAGAAAGCAUAAGCUCUAGAGCGAUUUGUUAUUACAACGAUUCUUUUCCCUGAAGCCACCAUACGUACCUGAAGUUAUUGUUUUACUAGAGCUAUCGGUACAUUUGUUUCGAGUGCAUCUACCCAGUCCUCUAUUUCCUUUAUGCAGCUCUCAAUACUGGAAAAUUUGCAUGCAAAUUCAAGCUCCCUCUUUGUUUUCCCUAGAAUGAUCUCUUCUUUCCAAGCUACUACCCUCUUUGCCAUCUCGUCGUCA